Molecule: messenger RNA, 2406 nt
Organism: Salvia miltiorrhiza (redroot sage)
Lineage: Eukaryota; Viridiplantae; Streptophyta; Magnoliopsida; Lamiales; Lamiaceae
Product: protein SIEVE ELEMENT OCCLUSION C
Exons: 8
Coding region: 144-2207 (687 amino acids)
Biological process (GO): phloem development
Source: RefSeq, a predicted model, not a curated record
GCCCCAUUUGCAGGAGCAUAAUCACAACCAGAAUAAAGCUGUAUUCAUAGCCAUGAUCAACUGCUGCUAGUCUUGUAAAUAUCUUGAUGAAGCAGAAGACAUGGUUUUAAUGGAGAUGGAAGAUCUCUCUACUAUUACACAAGAUGGCCGAAUCUUGCAAAAAAGCUGCUGCGUGUGCUCUUCAAAUGAGGAUCUUUUGCUUCUCUGCACCACAGCAUCAUUUCAUUGAUUCAUACAUUCAUGCAUCAAUGCCUUCACCUACAAGAGAUGUUGGUGAUUUUCUGAUAAGGGAGGUCGAGCUCACGCACGACCCUGACGAUCAGCAGCAGCUCGAUUCCGAGCUGCUGCUGAAUCUAGCAGAGGCUAUUUUCAAUUGCACUGCAGAGAAUCCAACCGAUCUUGAUCAAGAAAUCGACACUGAUCCAUCACUUGCUCGCACCAUAUACAAGAUCUCAAACGAGAUGCUUGCUCGUUGCAACGGGGGCGAAAAUCUGCAUAGAAACACACUAGAAGUCCUUGAAAUGCUAGGCCCUUUUAGAUGGGAUGCUAAAAUGGUGGUGGCUCUGGCAUCCUUCACGCGUAGCUAUGGCGUGUUCUGGCUCGUUCUGCAGCUGCAGUCGAAGAAUGCAUUAGCCCUCUCGCUUGCAGUGGUGAGACGAAUCCCUAGCACGGCCACGUUCUUGAAGAGGAGGUUUACGGCCUUGAAUCUUCUGGUUGGGACCAUUUUGAGGCUGGUGAGGCUGCUGAUCAGCUAUGAGUCCUUGUCCGUGAAGCACGAGCUGGUGGAUGAUCGGGAUAGGGAGAUCACGAGGUCGAGGAUCUGCUUGGCAAGCUACUGGAUGUGUAGAAGCUUACUGGUUUGCUCUUCACAGAUUGCAGAUUUGAGAAACUUUAGCAUUGAUGAGCGUUCAGACAGAAGUGUUGUUGCAGCGUGGGGGCUUUACAGUUUAGGCAACAAGUUGAGCUGUUUGUGCAGUGAUCUUGGAGAAUGCAUUGAGAAAUGCCAGCAGCAAAUAGAAACAAGGCUGUAUGAGAAGCUGCUUCAUGUGUUUAAGCAGAAGGGAGACGACAAUCAGAAGGCGCUGCGCGCCUUCUUCGCUUGGAAGGAUGAGUUUCCCUUCAAGAAUUCAUCAAAAGAGAAGAUUGGGAUUCUUGAACUGAAGGGUAAGACAGUUCUUGUCUUGAUCACAAAGCCUGAGCUGCUCCCUUUGGACAAGGCCUAUUUUCUAGUGCAACAAACAAGAAGUUUAGAGAACUGUGUUGUGUUGUGGGUGCCGGUGGGGUCCACGAGCGGGUGGAGCUCGGCUGCCAAGGCGAGCUUCGAGUUCUUCUCCAGCCGCGUGCCAUGGCUCUCUGUGGCAAGGCCGUGGUCGCUGCACCCUGCUGUGGUGGGCUUCAUCAGGCAGGAGUGGGGGUUCGGAGAUGACCCGGUUGUAGUCGUGUUGAACGAGGAUGGGCUCGUCUCCAACGCGAACGCGAUGGAUAUGGUGUGGAUAUGGGGGCCUAGAGCAUUUCCCUUCACAGAUUCAAGAGAGGGAGAGCUGUGGAAGGAAGCAAAUUGGACAGUAGGCCUCAUGGUUGAUGGGAUCAGCCCUUUGCUGUCUCAAUGGAUUGAGCAAGGCAGAGACCUCUGCAUCUAUGGGAGUGACAGCAUAGAUUGGAUCAGAAAAUUCAGCAGGAAGAUCAAGAAAAUACGCGGUUUAGGGUUCGAUCUUGAGGCAGUGUAUGUAGGGUGCAAGAAUCCUAGUGAAAGAAAUGUGAGGAGCAUCAUACACACCAUUGAUGAAGAGGAUUUGAGCAGUUCCAUCACCUUAAGCAGUGUGGAUUUCUUCUGGUUUAGGCUCGAGGCCUUAAAAAGAUCGAUAGGGCAGCAGCACGAGGUUGCAGCCCGGGCGGGGGAGCUGUUGGAUUCGGGGGGGAGAAACGGGUGGGGGGUGAUCGGGAGGGGGUCCUCGACAGACGUGGUGAUGCUCGAGCAAGGGGUGCUCGAGCAAGGGCUCGAGGCCCUGCAGACGUGGCGUGGGAAUGUGACGGAGACGGGCCUGGCGGGGGCCCUCCGGGCCGCCCUCGAGGCCCCGGUUGGUGGUGGGGGAUGCAGGCAUGAUGAGGUGGUGGAAUAUGAAGAAGGAUUGGCUGAGAAAAGGAAGAUUUGUGGCUCAUGCAGAGUUCCUAUGGAGAAGUUUGUUGUCUACAAAUGUGAGGCAUAGGCAUAGCAUAGAGAAUGUUUUUAUGUGUAUGAAUGUUUCUUUUUGAGACAAAUAACAUUAAAUGAAAGCUGCAUACGUUGGUGUUGUUGUUGGUGUUUUUCUUUUUCUUUUUAUUCCUUUUCUAAGUGUUGUUUGAGAGCUAAUUUUUGUUUAAUCUUCGAAAUGAAAGAUAACAUGCAUUUUGUGGCUUUAUUUACUU